This is a messenger RNA of Dryobates pubescens (Downy woodpecker), 1998 nucleotides long. It is a transcript of the gene ME3, whose product is annotated as malic enzyme 3. Gene Ontology annotation, biological process: malate metabolic process; pyruvate metabolic process. The record is from RefSeq and is a predicted model, not a curated record. Gene Ontology annotation, molecular function: malate dehydrogenase (decarboxylating) (NAD+) activity; NAD binding; malate dehydrogenase (decarboxylating) (NADP+) activity. The coding region runs from base 95 to 1894 and encodes 599 amino acids. NCBI's taxonomy places the organism in Eukaryota, Metazoa, Chordata, Aves, Piciformes, Picidae. Gene Ontology annotation, cellular component: mitochondrion. The transcript is spliced from 14 exons.
CGGGCCGGGCCGGGCCUGCCCCGCCCCCUCACCGCGCCCUUCCCGCCCCGUGUCCGCUAACGCCGUCUCUGCGCGCAGAAGCCGCGGCCGGGCCAUGGUGCCAGUGUGCUGGGGGGCGGCCGGCCCCCUGCUGCGGAUGGCGGGGGCCAGCUGGAGACCGCUUCUCGUCAGCGUCACCCGGAGCCGCAGUUGCCAGGCGGGGGGGGCCCUGGCUGUCAAACAGCGCGGCUAUGACGUCACCAGGAACCCCCAUCUCAACAAGGGAAUGGCUUUUACACUUCAAGAGAGGCUGCAGCUGGGAAUUCAUGGCCUUCUUCCUCCUUGCUUCUUAAGCCAAGAUGUUCAAGUCCUCCGUGUGCUGAAGACCUAUGAGAACAAAUCGAACGACCUAGACAAGUACAUUGUCCUCAUGACCUUGCAAGACAGGAAUGAGAAGCUCUUUUACCGAGUGCUGACCUCCGACAUCGAAAGGUUCAUGCCCAUCGUUUACACCCCGACAGUUGGCCUGGCUUGUCAGCAGUAUGGUUUGGCUUUCAGGAGACCACGGGGGUUGUUUAUCAGCAUCCAUGACAAAGGCCAUAUUGCAACAAUGCUAAACUCUUGGCCUGAAGAAAAUAUUAAGGCUAUCGUGGUGACAGACGGAGAGAGGAUUCUCGGCUUAGGAGAUCUGGGAAGUUAUGGCAUGGGUAUCCCGGUGGGGAAGCUUGCCUUGUACACAGCUUGUGGUGGAGUUCACCCACAACAAUGUCUCCCUGUCCUGCUGGAUGUUGGCACAGACAAUGAGGCUCUCCUGAGUGAUCCACUCUAUAUUGGACUGAAACACAAGAGGGUUCGUGGGAAACAGUACGACGAGCUGAUUGAUGAGUUUAUGCAGGCAGUUACCAACAAGUACGGCAUGAAUUGCCUGAUCCAGUUUGAAGACUUCGCCAAUGCCAACGCUUUCCGGCUGCUCCACAAGUACCGCCACAGCUACUGCACCUUCAAUGACGAUAUUCAAGGCACUGCGUCCGUUGCGGUCGCCGGCAUCUUUGCAGCCUUGAGGAUCACGAAGAACAAACUCUCUGACCACAAGUUUGUUUUCCAGGGAGCAGGAGAGGCUGCAAUGGGCAUAGCUCAUCUCAUCGUCAUGGCCAUGGAAAAGGAAGGGACUUCACGAGAAGAUGCCAUCAAAAAGAUUUGGAUGGUGGACUCCAAGGGACUGAUUGUGAAGGGCAGGAGCCACUUGAACCACGAGAAAGAAAUGUUUGCCCAGGACCACCCCAGUGUGAGCACGCUGGAAGAGGUUGUGCAGAAAGUGAAGCCUACAGCACUUAUAGGUGUAGCAGCUGUUGCAGGGGCUUUCACUGAGAAGAUUCUGAAGGACAUGGCAGCCUUCAACGAGAGGCCAAUCGUGUUUGCCCUGAGCAACCCCACGAGCAAAGCGGAGUGCACCGCGGAGCAGUGCUACCGCCUCACCCAGGGCCGGGGAAUAUUCGCAAGCGGGAGCCCCUUCCCGAAGGUCACCCUGCCCAGCGGACAGAGCUUCUGCCCCGGCCAAGGCAACAACGCCUACGUCUUCCCAGGAGUGGCGCUGGGAGUGAUUGCUGGCGGAGUUCGGCACAUCUCCGAUGACGUCUUCCUCCUCACUGCAGAGUCCAUUGCUGCUCAGGUGACAGAGCAGAACCUUGCAGAAGGAAGACUCUAUCCCCCCUUGAGCAGCAUCAGGGAGGUGUCUCUCAAGAUCGCUGUGAAAGUUGUUGACUGGGCCUACAAGCAUGGUCUUGCUUCGUGGUACCCUGAGCCAGCAGACAAGGAAGCCUUUGUGAAGCAGUUCAUAUACAGUCCUGACUAUGAUUCAUUUGUUGUUGAUGAUUACAAGUGGCCCUCUGCAGCCAUGCAAAUACAGAAUGUCUAAGCUUUUGUGAGAACUGUUUUCCACUCUACCAUCAGUUCCCAUGGUUCAUGUCAUUGCUGGUAUCAGUGCACCUCCAGGCCUGCAGGAUGAUGAAAGUAAAUGAA